AGGAAACACAAAUUCCCCAGCCUCUCUCUGCUCUCCCCCAGUAUGACCUCCGCGAGCUAGGGUUUCUCUCGCUCCUCCUCCUCCUCCUCUCGCCCGGUGAUUUCACCCCCUCGAUCGGCGGCGUCGCCGUCGGUUCCGCUCUCCGGCAGGUCCUGCUCGUCUCGGCUCUCAUGGAGGCUCAGGGGAUGGAAGAUGCUAGCAAGUCGGAGGCUCGCUCCAUAUCGGCCGCGGCCUUCGUGGAAGGCGGAAUCCAGGACGCCUGCGAGGAUGCUUGCAGCAUCUGCCUCGAAGCUUUCUGCGACAGCGAUCCGUCCACGGUGACCACUUGCAAGCACGAGUUUCAUCUCCAGUGCAUCCUUGAGUGGUGUCAGAGGAGUUCUCAGUGUCCCAUGUGUUGGCAACCCAUCAGCCUGAAAGAUCCCACCAGUCAGGAAUUAUUGGAGGCAGUAGAACGGGAGAGGAGUUUUAGGUUUAACCCAUCAAGAAAUGCGACAAUCUUUCAUCAUCCCACUCUCGGGGAUUUUGAGUUACAACAACUACCUGUUGGUUCUACUGAUUCUGAGCUUGAGGAGCGUAUCAUCCAGCACUUAGCUGCUGCUGCUGCUAUGGGCCGAGCACGUCACAUUGCCAGAAGGGAAGGCCAUAGGAACCGGUCUUCAGCUCAUGGUCGUCCACAUUACUUAGUUUUCUCUACUCAUCCUAACACCCCUCCUAGUGGUCCUUUUCCAUCUGCGUCCCCACCUGCUAGGCAUGGCGAAGAUGAACAAGCUCCUGAAGUUACAGUUAUCACACCUCCAUCACCUGCUACCACCGUUCAGGAUGAAUCUGAGCAGCCAAUAGGUCCAUUGACCUCUUCCCCAGUGGAGCAGGGUUCGUCUUCACCUAGAGUUAUUGCUGUUAACCAGCAAGGAUCAUCAUUGAUCAACAGGAGAUCACCAAGUCAUUCCUCACCAAACAAUCAGGAUAGGGGAGGACCAUCUGAGUUGCAAUCCUUGUCAGAGUCCCUGAAAUCUCGAUUUAAUGCAGUGUCUUCCAGAUGCAAAGAAUCAAUUUCAAAGAGCACACGAGGGUGGAAAGAGAGACUGUUCUCUCGCAACACUUCCAUGGCAGAUCUUGGUUCUGAAGUUAGAAGAGAAGUUGACGCAGGGAUUGCUACUGUGUCACGUAUGAUGGAGCGUCUUGAAACGAGAGACAGUGGCAGGACCAGUUCUGCUUCUGUGUCUAACAGUUCUGAGAAUUUACCCGGUCCAGAACCUGAAAACCAGCAGAUCCCUGAUGCAGUUGGCGAAAAUUCUUCGAGUAUCACCAACCAACAGGCCUCAUCUGCUACAAGUUCUUGUUCCAAUUAAUGUUGCUUCAUCAUUUGCUCCGGCUCGAAGCGUGAAUUAUCCGAGUAGAAGCACCUCAUUUUGAGGAUGCUGAAUCUAUAGGCGUGAUGCAUGGAUGCGGGAUCUUCUUCAGGAGUUCGUCAAUCACCCCGUCAGCACGGAAAAAAGAAGAAGAUUGUUUAUUAAGAUAUAUGUUGGAAUAAAGAAACUACAAAACAGCUCUAUGUUUUGAUGGUUAAACUCGUAUACCGUUGUAAAUUCUCCUAGAUUUACUUUUGCAGCUGCGCAUACUCGUACUGCAUAAUAUCUAUCUUCUUUGGAA
Syzygium oleosum is the source of this 1650-nucleotide messenger RNA. RefSeq names its product E3 ubiquitin-protein ligase RHF2A. Gene Ontology annotation, molecular function: ubiquitin-protein transferase activity. The record is from RefSeq and is a predicted model, not a curated record. The transcript has 9 exons. Bases 171 to 1349 code for a protein of 392 amino acids. Lineage: Eukaryota; Viridiplantae; Streptophyta; Magnoliopsida; Myrtales; Myrtaceae.